CCCUCUUUUCUCUUCUAUUGGCAUUUGUCAAGAUCUGAUUUUUCCCUCUCUGCAGGGAGGAACAGCAACAAUAACAAGAAGAAGAAGAGAGAGAAAUUGCUGUUUGGUGCGAAAAGUGAUCCUCAAGUUGCAAUCUUUUUCUUGAGAGAGAAACUGGGUCCGAAUCAGAUACUUGAGAUCUACCACUGUUUCUUCUCUUCAGGAUCAAAUUGAGGAAGGCCAAGAGCCCAAGAAUAUGGGGAGAAAAGGAAAUUGGUUUUCUUCUGUGAAGAAAGCUCUGAGUCCUGACUCAAAGGAGAAGAAAGAACAGAAAUCAAAGAAGAAAUGGUUUGGGAAGCAGAAGUUGCAGAGUUCAGGCUCAUACCAGGAAUCUGAUAAAGCACCACCUCUUCUGCCACCAGAAGAUGUUAAAUUGGCUGAUCUUGAAAUUGAAAGCAGUCAUGAUCGUGUUGUUGAAGUUGCAACUUCUGCAGAUGUUGAGAAACCUGUUCCUGCUGUUGCAGUUCAGGCAACAGUGGUUAGGGUUGAAGCUGCUACUACCAGUCAUACAAUUACUCGGUUCUCUGGCAAACCAAAGGAAGAAGUGGCAGCAAUUAAGAUUCAAACGGCUUUCCGGGGAUACUUGGCAAGAAGAGCGCUGCGGGCUUUAAGAGGACUGGUCAGAUUGAAGUCAUUGAUGGAAGGGCCCAUUGUUAAGCGCCAAGCAAUAAGUACCCUUCGCUCUAUGCAGACUUUAGCUCGUGUGCAAGGUCAGAUUCGUUCUCGUAGGAUCAGAAUGUUAGAGGAGAAUCAGGCUCUGCAGCGACAGCUCUUGCAGAAGCAUGCAAAAGAGCUCGAGAGCAUGCGGAUUGGCGAGGAAUGGGAUGACAGCUUACAAUCAAAAGAACAGAUUGAAGCCAAGUUACUGGGCAAGUAUGAGGCUGCUAUGAGAAGAGAAAGGGCACUGGCUUAUGCAUUCACUCAUCAGCAAAACGGGAAGAGCUCAUCUAAAUCUAUGAAUCCCAUGUUCAUGGAUCCAACCAAUCCUAGCUGGGGUUGGAGUUGGCUGGAACGAUGGAUGGCAGCUCGACCUUGGGAGAGCCGUGGCAUGAUGGAUAAAGAGCUGAACGACCAUUCAUCCAUAAAAAGCUCAAGCCGCAGCAUUACUGCUGGGGAAAUCAGCAAAUCAUUUGCUCGUUUCCAGCUAAAUUCUGAAACGCAUUCUCCAACGGCCAGCCAAAAUCCCAGCACACCUAGCUUCCAGUCCCAUUCGGCUCCUCCCAAGGCACCGGCUUCUCCAGCAGUCGCUAGGAAACUGAAGAAGGGGAGCCCAAAGGGCAGUUUGGUUUUGGAAGAUGACUCCAAAAGCAUGGUCAGUGUACAGUCAGACCGGUUUCGGAGGCACUCCAUCGCCGGAUCAUCAGUGAGGGAUGAUGAGAGCCUUGCCAGCUCUCCAUCAGUUCCAAGUUACAUGGUGCCAACUCAAUCUGCAAAAGCCAAGUCCAGGACACAAAAUCAAAGUCCAUUAACGAUGGAAAAUGGGAAAACAGACAAGGGUUCCUUUGGGACUGCAAAGAAGCGUCUUUCUUUUCCGGCUUCACCUGCCAGACCACCCCGGCGGCAUUCAGGUCCACCGAAGAUAGAAAGCAGUUUAAAUGCAGAAUUCGCCGUGAGCAACAGUGCGGCCAGUUGAUUAUACUGCCAAAGUGAAAGGAUUGUUGAAGACAUUGAAGGUAGGAUUGGAAACAUCAGGGAAGAAAUAAGACACAAGUUUAUUUGAAUUGAGUGUUUCAUUUGUUUAUUUAUCCUAAUUAAUUAUUACGUGUAUCUAACGUUUCUUGAAACCUAUUGAUUUGGGGUGAAAGUUUCUUUACACAUUAAAUUUAUCUCUGUAUUAUUUUCAUUCUCACUAUUUGCUGCCCUUAGGGGAAGGAAGAAUUCAUGAUGUUCAUAUGACAGACCCAUCAAGGACAAGAGUGUCAUCGUUCUAUUAAAGUUCUUGAUUUUUUUUUCUUUUUAUUGUGAUAUAAAAUGUACAUUUUGUUCUGUUGUCUCAUU
This is a messenger RNA of Arachis stenosperma, 2037 nucleotides long. RefSeq names its product protein IQ-DOMAIN 2-like. The transcript is spliced from 6 exons. Bases 236 to 1672 code for a protein of 478 amino acids. Gene Ontology annotation, molecular function: protein binding. NCBI's taxonomy places the organism in Eukaryota, Viridiplantae, Streptophyta, Magnoliopsida, Fabales, Fabaceae. The record is from RefSeq and is a predicted model, not a curated record.